AUGGACGAAGAAGAAAUUGUUAAAGAAGAAGAAUGGCUUGGUGGUGUUGUGAAUGAUUUCAACAAAGUAACCAGACUAGCAAGAAAAAUCCUAGGUGAAGUCGGUGCAACCCCGGUUAAGCCAGGUAUUAACAUGUCAGAAACUCAGGUUGAUGAUAAUUUCACACUUGCAGAGAAUGUAAAUGUAGAAUCUGUUCAAGAAUGUUCUAAUGAUAAUGCAAAUGUAGAUAGCUCUGUAAAUAAUGUUGAAACCCAAUCGGGUAAUGUUGUUAACAAUGCCGGUAAUGUAAACACUUCUGUGAGCAAUUCUGUAUCUAAUGUAACGCAAGAGAAUUCUCUUAUUAGCAUGGUUCAGGCUAUGGCCUUACCUAAGGCACAGGUUAAGAAAUUUGAUGGUGAUCCAUUGUUCUAUCAUUCAUUUAUUGCCACGUUUACUAACAGUGUAUCUUGUAUCCUUGAUCCAAGUAUUAAGCUUAAUGUCCUUAGAUCUCUAUGCUGUGGCCGUGCUUUAGACUCUACAGAGUACUGUGUUUUGAAACCACCAGCAGAGGGUUUACAAUCUGCAAUGAAGACACUUAAAGAAAGAUUUGGCAACAGUGCGCUUAUCGUUCAAGCAUGGGUUCAGAAAAUAGUAGCACGUCCUAAAGUAGAGCCAUCAAAACUCGAAGGUUAUGCGGAUGAUCUGAGCAAUUGUUUUCAAGCCCUAGAUGCGCUAGGAUACCUACAUGAAUUGAGUAAUCAGGGAAGCCUGAAAACCAUAAUCGAAAAGCUACCAAGGUUUCUCCAACAGCGAUGGACACGAGAAGUCUUCAAGUUACGAGAAAGCAAUCAGAUACCUAGCCUUAAGGAUGUGGUUAGGUUCGUGAGAUCAGCCUCAUGUGAGAUUAACGAUCCAGUUUUUGGUACUGCUACAGAUUCUCAUAAGUCAACCAGGCCAGCAGAAAAGACAGCCGGGCACAGAGUAUUCCAAACAGAAACCAGAGCUAUAACUGAGACCAAAGCAAUGCCAAGAUGGAAGAA
Anneissia japonica is the source of this 1019-nucleotide messenger RNA. RefSeq lists its product as uncharacterized. Lineage: Eukaryota; Metazoa; Echinodermata; Crinoidea; Comatulida; Comatulidae. The record is from RefSeq and is a predicted model, not a curated record. The transcript has a single exon. The annotation marks the transcript as partial.